Molecule: messenger RNA, 4419 nt
Organism: Salmo salar (Atlantic salmon)
Lineage: Eukaryota; Metazoa; Chordata; Actinopteri; Salmoniformes; Salmonidae
Product: synaptotagmin-like protein 4
Biological process (GO): intracellular protein transport; exocytosis
Cellular component (GO): exocytic vesicle; plasma membrane
Molecular function (GO): small GTPase binding; neurexin family protein binding
Source: RefSeq, a predicted model, not a curated record
GUGUGUAGAUUGGUGAGAAUGAAUAUAUUUAAUCCAUUUUGAAUUCAGGCUCUAAAAUGUGGAAUAAGUCAAGGAGUAUAAAUACUUUCUGAAUGCACUGUAUAUGUUUGAACUGCUUUUUGAGGUUUGCUAACUAUUUUGCUGUCCAUAUUUACUGCCCUGGACAGUUGUUCUCUUCUUGGCACUCAGGUUUCCAUACCAUGUGGUCAUGAUGAAGCAAACAAUACUUUUGUACACUAUUUCUCGAAUGUGCUGGCUCACACUGAAACUGUUCCUGAACAGAUAAAAACGUUGCCUUGCCUUAAAAAUAGUGUGUUCACAGUAAAUUCAGAGUUAUCAAAAAAUGGAAGUGCCUUUUUUUAAAACUGUCAACUAACUGAACAGGUUGAUCACCGACUGACUAUUCAAUGUCUUCUGAGGUUCUGGAUUCACCUUGAGCUUGAAGCUCAUAACUGGAACAUGGCCGAUGACAGGCUUGAUGUCAGGAUUAAACAAAUGGUUUAACCAGUGCACUCCACCCGCCGCUCUAUGUCCUUAGAGGGUGGGAACCCUGUGAUAUGCUGAGCUCGUGUUGUUUUUAGCUUUCCUGUUUCCAUUCCCUCAAGCAAACUUUCACCCUGUCAGAGGGGUUUAAAACCUCAAGGAUCCUGGAUCCUAUUUGUCAUCCAUCUAUUCUAUAUGCGUGCCAGCGUCUGUCAGAGUAAGAUUAGGUAGAGACUAUUUUCCCAUGUCUUCCUAUUAUAAUUUACUAUAGGAUGACAUGCUGAAAUAAAACCACUAUCCACAUGUCAACAAAUGUUAAAUUAGGUUUGUGUACCUGACUCCAAAAGCUCAAUAUCUACUUAAGCAGGGCUGUUUUCUUUCCCUGCAAAGGAUUUUCUACAUGAUGUAAGCAUAUACAGUACAGCGUUAUAGGCUUAGUUUGUUAAAGGUGUUGUAGUUUGGUGUUUACUCCAGUGGAAAUGACACAGUACUGUACAUCCUGGUGAGAUUUACACAGUGUACGAAACAUUAGGAACACCUUCCUAAUAUUGAGUUGCACCACCAUUUGCCCUCCGAACAGCCUCAAUUCUUCAAGUCAUGGACUAUUAAAGUGUUGAUGGCAUUCCUCCAAUGCUUCCCACAGUUGUGUCAAGUUGGAUGCAUGUCCUUUGGGUGGUGGACCAUUCUUGAGACACAAGGGAAACUGUUGAGCAUGAAAUACCCAGCAGUGUUGCAGUUCUUCACCCUCAUGUCUCAAGGCUUAAAAGUCCUUCUUUAACCUGUCUCCUCUAUCUACUGAUUUUUAAGGGGAUUUAACAGGUUACAUCAAUUAGGGAUCAUAACUUUCACCUGGAUUUACCUGGUCAGUCUCUCAUGGAAAUGUUCCACUAGUCCACCUUCACUCUGGUUUGUCUGCAGCAGGGCCAUCUCAGGGUGUUGGCUCUAAGCUAGGUCACUGUGUUGUCUGGGUCUGUCCAUGCUUGCCAGCUCCAUCUCCCUAAUUACCCAGCCUGCUCCAGCAAGGCAGAGUGAGAGGCUUCUGACAGGCUGGUACUGUGGCAGCAGCAGCCUCUCUGCAUGGAGGCUCACUAGUGGAGGAGCAGGAACCUGUCUGGCCUAAGGUGACAAUCCCUAAGAGGUUAGCCUGGGACGGAGGUGCAAUGCCACAGGCUGCAGACAUGAUUAAUGUGGCCUUCCUGACUGACUCGGAGCAGGAGCUGAUCCUGGAGGUGCUGCGGAGGGACGAGGAACUGAGGCAGGCUGAGGAGCACCGUGUCCGGAAGCUGAAGACGGAGCUGCUGGACAUUAAGAGGAAGGGCGCCAAGCGUAGUAGUGGGAAGUACAGUGAGCACAGCUGCGGCCGCUGCCAGGAACCACUUGGUCCACUGUCUGCUGGCUCCAGCCAGUGUAGGGCAUGUAAUCACCAAGUGUGCCACAACUGCCGCGCAGUGUGCCCCAAUGGAUCCUGGAUGUGCAGUGUGUGUGCUAAAGAGGCUGAAUUAAAGAAGUGCACUGGAGACUGGUUCUAUGACCAGCGAGUCAACCGCUUCUUCUCCGCCCCUGGACACGACAUGGUGAGGACUUCCCUCAAAAAGAGGCCCCCAUUGAGGAAGAGGGAGAACAUGGGAGCGCUCCUGUUGAAGAGUACAGAGUUGAACCCCAGCCAGCCCACCACCCCUGUUCCCCGACCCAGACUGAGGGACCUAGCAGCCUCCAACAAGGAUCUGCUAGACGAAGUCUCCGAAGAAUCCGUGGGAGUUAAGACCAAGGAGCAGCAGGAGCAACAGCAGCACAGGGACACUGAGCCUGCAGAGAAAGCCAGCCUGAACAGUGUCAUGACAGACACUGAGUCCUCUCUUGGGACUCCUCUCUUACCAAGGAAGGAGGAGAGCACAGGUCAGUCUAGUCCAACAGGGUCCAGUAUGAAUGUUUUAGUCAAAGCAGACCUCGUCAGUAGCCACAGCUCCACCACAGACACGUCCUCCGUAGUAAAUUGUCGUAGUGUUAGUCCCGGCACGGGGUCUGUCGCAUUGGAAGAUGGCGGCCUGUUCAAGAAGAGUGUCAGACGAGUUCAGAAACCCUCCGAAUUCACAUCUGUGCUGGACCUGCGUGAGGAGGGGGCUGAGGCAUCAGAGGGCUUUAUGGGUGACCGGAGCAAGUCGGUGCCUGGGCUCAAUGUGCCAGAUGACGAGGAAGAUGAAGACAUUGAUAACUUGGUGAGCAUCCAUAGAAAGAAGGUGCGCUCAAGUACCUCAAAUCUUCGCGGUUCCAAGAGCACACUGGGCAGUCUGAUGAGUAUUUACAGUGAGGCAGGAGAUUAUGACAGCGUGGAGGUGAGCGGGGACAUUGUGUUCUCUAUCAGCUACGAUGACACCACCCAGAGCCUGGCCGUCCUCGUCAAGGAGUGUCACUCGCUGGCCCACGGGGACGCCAGACGCCAGCGCUCAAACCCGUAUGUCAAGUGCUACCUUCUCCCUGACAAGUCUCGCAUUGGCAAGAAAAAAACCAGCAUUAAACAUAACACUGUGGACCCCACUUACAAUGAGACCCUAAAGUUUCCCAUCAGUCGCUCCCAGGUGCUCAAUCGUUCCCUCCAGCUCUCCGUCUGGCACCAUGCCCGCUUGGGCCGUAAUGCCUUCCUUGGAGAGGUGGAGGUGCCUCUGGACUGCAGGAACCUCGACGCAGGCCACGAGGAGUGUGUGGCGAUCAUGGGAAAAGCGUCACCACUGCAGUCCUCUGCCUUCUCGCAGUACAAAGGAGAACUGCUGAUUUCCCUGAAGUACGUCUCGACCAAGAAAUCACCCACUGAAAAGACCAAAGGCAAGAGACUCUCUCUAGGAAAGAAGACGGAGCAGGGAGGGGAGUUGCACGUCUUGAUCAAAGAGGCCAAGAAUCUGACGGCAAUGAAAGCAGGGGACACGUCGGAUUCCUUUGUGAAAGGGUACUUGUUGCCAUCGAAGGCUAAGUCCACUAAGAGGAAGACUCCAGUGGUGAAGAAAACUCUGAACCCUCACUACGACCACACAUUUGUGUACAAAGACCUGACCCUAGACCAGCUAAGUGAGAUGUGGCUAGAGCUGACAGUGUGGGACCGGGAGGCCAUGUCCAGUAAUGACUUCCUGGGUGGUGUUCGACUCAGCACAGCCACACUGAAGGUUGGGAAGGAGGAAGUGGAGGUGGAUUCUACAGGGGAGGAGGUGACUCUGUGGCAGAAGAUGAUGCAAUACCCUGACUCGUGUGCAGAGGGCACUCUUCCAUUACGCUCCUCUAUGGGCAAGAGCAAGUGAAGACACCACACACUACCUCGUAACCUGAAAGAGCUAUGGACACAGGGCAAUCCCUCAACUUUAUCACCAUCAUUGUGUAAAAAAAAAAAAAGACUGUCAUAUAUACAGCUGUGUCUAACCGCAGGCACCAUUACGACACUACUGGCCUAAAACAAGUGAUUUGAAAGCAUAGUGUAAAUUCACCUGAGAGCUUCAGGUUUUUGAUAGAAGAGGUAUCAUUUCAUAUUUUUAAAUGUAAGGUUGUCUAACUAUACAAAUACAUUUUGAGAUCAACUGACACUAACCAAAGAGUUUAUCAAAUUGAACAACUCCUGUUUUAUCAUGUAUUUAUUGAGGCUGAAUUCUAUCCAUGUUCAGCAAACCACUCAUUAACUGUGGCGCUUCAUGGGGGUUGCUGGUGUUUCAGUUUCAGGCAGAAUCUCUGUUCCACUCUUAAGGCAUUGAACCAGUUUUGGUCCAUGUCACCUUGGGUUAUGAUUCAUGGUAAUUGAAAAACUACUGUGCCUGUGAUUUUAAAUAUUUAUGUAAAUAUUGCCAGUUGCACAAAGUGAGAAAUAAAAUUAGUCUCCUUCAACUUUUAUGCUCUUAUUUGAGUCCUAUGGCUGUAUCAAAUAUUUAAUUCACCUAAUAAAUAUAUGAAAUGACUAAA